UUUCUUUACCUUUUUUCUUUCUUCACUAUCGGGAAAAUCAAUAACACGCAUCGCCAUUAGCGACCCUCUUCUCAAGCAACAGCAUUUCUCCUUUCUCCAUUGUCACACCUAACAAUUUUUAGCUUUGGGCUGUAAAAAACGGGCAAGGAAAGAAAACCCAGUUAAUACCUUCGACAAGGUAAACAAUGGCAUACGUGGAUCAUACGUUCUCAAUAUCAGACGAUGACAUAAUGAUGGAGACAUCGUACAUCGACAACCGGCCACCGAUCAAGGAGAUCGCCCUCGCCGUCUCGCUCCUCGUCUUCGGCGCCCUCGGGAUCGUGCUCGGCGUCUCCAUGGCAGUCAAUAGAGUCGGCGGGGACCGAGCUCACGGGAUAUUUUUUGCUAUACUUGGUGGGAUUCUAUUUCUUCCCGGGUUCUAUUACACAAGGAUUGCCUACUAUGCUUACAAGGGUUACAAAGGUUUCUCCUUUGCCAAUAUACCUGCAGUUUAGACAUGUUUGUGAGAGACAAAUCCAAGCAAUGUACAGAUGUCCCUUUUGCUCUCAGCUGUUUUUUUGCACACGUUUUUUUUCUACUGUUGUUUACUUGUUUACCCUCUUGUUGGUGUAAAUCACUUCGCAAUUUACACGAAUCGGAUUUGUUCGUGUGUAGACUGGAGUAUGUAUGGAUGUUGGAUAUAGAAUUUUGUUGGAAAGUGAUUUGAUUAUUUUUAUUUCUUUUAAUUUUUGGAAAAUGAUGGAUCUUAUAUGAGGAAGUCCAUAUUUCUGUAGCAAACAUUAUUAUUCCGGUCAAUCUUGCUUUUCCAUGAAAAAUAUUACAAUCAC
Striga asiatica is the source of this 827-nucleotide messenger RNA. The record is from the annotation of a GenBank genome assembly. NCBI's taxonomy places the organism in Eukaryota, Viridiplantae, Streptophyta, Magnoliopsida, Lamiales, Orobanchaceae.